Molecule: messenger RNA, 3290 nt
Organism: Symbiodinium necroappetens
Lineage: Eukaryota; Dinophyceae; Suessiales; Symbiodiniaceae
Source: the annotation of a GenBank genome assembly
AUGGCGGUCGACGAAUUUAGCGUGGGUCCCGCGGAGUCUGCCGCAUUAUCGUGUGACUUUGAGCUGGAUGUGUGCAGUUGGGAGUUCGGCAGCUGGCAGAGAGUUUCUGGAAGAGAUGCCGCCGGCCAGCCUCUGGCCAAUGAUGGAGAUUGGCAUCUGGAAGCAGGCGGCACAUCCCAACCUGCCAUAUUCGUUCUCGAGAGCCCGGUAAUUCUGACCUCCAAUGCGGUUGCCUUCACCCUGGCAUACCGAAUCAUUGGAUCGGAGGGCGCAAAGCUGGAACUGCAGCACAAGACUGAAAACAGCACAUGGAUCAGGCUGUUUGUACAGGCGGGCCACCAAGGGCAUAGAUGGCAGCAUGCAGCUAUCAACAUCCCACAGGGGUCGACUGCGCUGCGAAUCACGGCUACAACCGCCAUGGCCGAGGAUAGUGUCUUCGUAGACUCAUUGUAUGCCCUGGACAUGGUACCUGAGGUGGAGAACCUCAGCUGCAGAUUUACCGGUGCCGAUUUGUGUGGGUGGACAACAGGCACCUGGCGCCGGGACAGCAACGAUUAUGUGUUCUACAUUCACCAUCAAGAUGUUGGGCAGGCCAAGCUGACAAGCCGGCCCUUCCUCGUGCAGGGGCCAAGUUAUGUAGAGUUCUGGUAUGGCACGAGUGGGCAUCCAGGAACUUUGACCUUGGAGUUCCUGAUGCGUGGCCGCUGGUGGAGGCUGUGGUCACAGACCGGCCCACACGGCGACCAGUGGAAUGAAGCAAAGCUGUCCGUUCCGGAACAAGCGCGGCAAUUUCGUUUCCGAACUUCUGAGUGGCCGACAAGCACCAAUUCCGCUAGCGCAUUUUAUCUCUGGAGUAUCACGCUCAGCAAAACCCCUGCAAGUAGAAGCUACCUUACUCUGGCAGUUGGAGGAAACCACAACUGUGCGGUGCUGUCCUCCACAGGCCAGGUCAAAUGUUGGGGCUUUUCUUCGUACUUGGGCCUUGGUCUUUCAACAUCUGCCGGGGUGGGGGACGAUCCAGAUGAAAUGGGAGUUAACCUGCCGAUCGUGGACCUAGGCGAGAGAGUUGAGCAGGUGACUUGCGACAACUUUGAUUGUUGUGCGGUUCUUGCUGAUGGAGCUUUGAAAUGCUGGGGAUCUGAGAGCGCCUUGCCUUCUCUUGUGGACUUGGGCACCGGGGUGAAAGUGAGGCAAGUGUCCAACGGCUACCAGCACAGGUGUGCUCUACUGCAGGACGGAGCUGUGAAAUGCUGGGGAUGGAAUGACAACGGCCAGUUAGGCCUAGGUGAUUCGCAGACUCGAGGCCGGGGCGGGGAUUCCGACAUGGGAGACAACCUCCCUGCGAUCGACUUGGGCGCAGACUUUACUGUCAGCCAGCUUACCGCCGGGAUAUUUCACACGUGCGCUCUGUCUAGUGAUGGUGAAGUCAAGUGCUGGGGUGGCAAUCAGUAUAGCCAGCUGGGAGGAAGUGCAGGCAACAUUGGGGACCAGCCUGGAACCAUGGGCACCUCCCUUGCACCCAUGGAGCUAGGAAGCAAAGCUACAUACAUAGCAGCUGCAGGAGGACACUCCUGUGCAGUUCUAGAGAGUGGCGCUGCAGUGUGUUGGGGUGCCAACUGGAAUGGACAGCUUGGUCUCGGCAGCACUCAGGCCUUCGGUCAGAACAGCAGCGAGAUGGGGGCCAACAUGCCGCAUGUUCCACUUGGCACCGGCAUGUUUGCUAAAAGUGUAAGUGUGAGCCCCUACCACUCCUGUGCCAUUCUGCAAGAUGCCUCGCUCAAAUGCUGGGGGAGCGGCGCAUAUGGUACCCUGGGUCAAGGUUCCACAGAUGAUUUGGGAGACGAACCGAACGAGAUGGGCGACAAUUUGCGUCCCAUCAACAUCGGCAGUCUUAGAGUGUUGCAGGUAGGUGUUGGUGGCUGGCACACAUGUGCUCUAUUCGACGAUGAUAGCACUAGGUGCUGGGGACGGUCUGCGCCGCGUGGCACACUUGGCACUGGCAGCGGCGACAAUGUUGGUGAUGGUGCGAAUGAAAUGGGCAGCAAUCUGGUGGCUGCAGAUUUGUUCAGGCCGACCCUUCGAGAACAGGUGGAUGGUUUUCGUCUCAGGGGAGGAGAUGAGCGCCAGGGUUGGUUGGAGCUGUCGCAGAAUGGGACAUGGGGCGUAAUUUGUGAUGAUGCCUGGUUCCAAAGCACAGCAGCUGCUGAAGCGGCCUGCAGGGACUUAGGCAUGGCAGGGGGGACGCCCCUUUCAUUUGAUGCUGGAAGUGCACCCAUCCUUGCCGAUGGAAUGAAGUGCAGUGAGGGCGAGGUGACUCUGCGCGACUGCACAUUCAGAGGUGUGCAGUGCGAGCUGGAUACAUGGAGCAGCUUCACUGCCCCAGGUCCUUCAGGUCGCCAGGAUCAUACAAUGGCAUGGGACUCCGUGUCUCAGUCGGCUUUGCUGCUGGGGGGGCAUGCAAGCAGCCAGUUCUUGCACUUCAGCGACUUGUGGCAAUACCGCUGGCCGCUUCGUCGCUGGACUCAGUUGCACCCACAGGGCUCAGCACCAACCACCCGGUCCGGCCAUUCAGCCGUGUUCGAUGCACACUCCAAAUCCAUGCUGGUGUUUGCCGGGGGCCACUUGGGAAACUUCUACAACGAGCUGUGGCAGUUCUUGAUGAGCUCGACUGCCUGGCAGCAGCUCGCAUCCGUGCUGCCGCCAGCACCGCGGGCCAAGCAUUCAGCAGUUUGGGAUGCGAAGCGCCAGGGCAUGGUGGUUUUUGGUGGCCACAAUCCCCUGGCUUUGGGCGACCUUAGCCAUUAUGACAUGCGUCGCAACACAUGGUCCUCGUUGGCCGCAGGUCCUGUGGCACGUAGUGGCCAUGCUGCUGUUUGGGAGCCAGUCACAGCAUCCUUGCUGGUCUGUGGUGGAUGGACUGGUACGGAGUACCUCCAAGAUCUCCAGCUUUACAACUGGUGGUCCAACACUUGGAAGGAGCUUGAACCCGUAGGAAGUCCCUGGCCCAGGGCCGGGCAUGCUGCCGUUUGGGAUGAGGCGUCCAUGUCAAUGCUCGUCUUUGGUGGGGUGGAAGAUUCAAACGGUACAUUGAACUAUGACCCCGUGCUUCAUUUCUACAACUUCCUGGCGAACAGUUGGACCGAGGCGAACAGAUCUGGUCCCACUGGCCGUACAGAUCCGAGCGUUGUCUGGGACAGCAGCACCCAGGCUCUUCUGGCUUUCGGCGGCUUCAACAGCUCCUAUUUGGAUGACCUCUGGCGAUAUGUCACGUCACCUCUUGAGCUGCCACU